CCAGGCCGGCGCCGCGCGCUGUGCGCAUGCGCACGGUGGUGUUGCGCAGUGAGGGCGCCGCGCCGUCCCCGCCGCCACCGCCGCCGCCUCAGCGCCGUUGGGCCCCGGCCCGCGCCGCUACCGCCAUGGCCGAUCCCCGCCUCAGGCAGAUCAAGAUCAAAGCCGGCGUCGUCAAGCGAUUGGCAAAAGAAAAACUUAUGUAUGAAAAAGAAGCAAAACAACAAGAAGAAAAGAUUGAAAAAAUGAAAGCUGAAGCAUGUGAUGAUUAUGGAAUAAAGAAGCAGGUCGAGAUCUUACAAGAGUCACGAAUGAUGAUUCCAGACUGUCAGCGCAGAUUAGAAAUUGCACAUGCAGAUCUUACCCAACUACUAGAAAAUGAAAAAGAAUUGGAAGAAGCUGAAGAGUAUAAAGAAGCACGUUCCAUACUAGAGUCGGUCAAGCUGGAAGCUUAGAAGUUUUUCAGUACUCUUUAUAUGCAUUAGCACUGGGUCCAUUCCACACCUUUGUUUUACUACAGCUCUAUUACUACUGCUGACUUGCUAAGGUUCCCUUUAUGCAAACUGGCCUUUCUCUUACUGCAAGAUGCAUCAAAUAAAGGAUGUUC
Cygnus olor (mute swan) is the source of this 604-nucleotide messenger RNA. RefSeq names its product tubulin folding cofactor A (gene TBCA). NCBI's taxonomy places the organism in Eukaryota, Metazoa, Chordata, Aves, Anseriformes, Anatidae. Gene Ontology annotation, cellular component: microtubule cytoskeleton; cytosol. The transcript has 4 exons. Gene Ontology annotation, biological process: tubulin complex assembly; post-chaperonin tubulin folding pathway. The record is from RefSeq and is a predicted model, not a curated record. Gene Ontology annotation, molecular function: beta-tubulin binding. Bases 27 to 452 code for a protein of 141 amino acids.